Molecule: messenger RNA, 1592 nt
Organism: Numida meleagris (helmeted guineafowl)
Lineage: Eukaryota; Metazoa; Chordata; Aves; Galliformes; Numididae
Product: myb-related transcription factor, partner of profilin-like
Exons: 2
Coding region: 59-1189 (376 amino acids)
Cellular component (GO): nucleus
Source: RefSeq, a predicted model, not a curated record
GCCGGGGGAAGGGGCAGCGGCGCCCCCCGCGGGCCGCCCCGGCCCCCGGCGGCGGAGGAUGGCCGAGGACUCGCCCAAGCGGCGCAAGGCCAAUUUCAACGAGGCGGAGACGGAGGUGCUGAUCGAGCAGGUGCUGAAGCACGAGCGGCUGCUGUUCGCGGCGGGGCCGGGCCGCGCGUCCCCGGGCCAGAAGCGAAAGGUGUGGGAGCUGAUCCGGCACAAGGUGAACCCGGUAGCCGCCUGUCCGCGCGACGUGGAGGACCUGAAGAAGCGCUGGCGGGACCUGAAGCGCCGCGACCGCAGCAAGCUGUGCCGCCUGUCGCAGGGCAGCGGGCCGCCGGGCCCCGCCGCCGCGCUCGGCCUCGGCCUCCUGCUGGCCCCCGAGGAGCUGCCGCCCGGCGCCGCGCCCGCCCGCCGCCACCACCACCUGCACCCGCGCGCCUACGGCUCCCUGCUGCACGCCGAGGCCGUGCCCAUCGUGGGCGGCAUCGACACGCUAGAGCUGCCCGGCGCCGCCGUGGGGGAGAUGGCAUUUAACGAUGAUCCCGGCCCAUCUCAUCAACCCGGUCUUGAGAAGAUGAACCUAAAAGAAGAGAUAGUGGUGAAAGUGGUAGAGCCGGAGGAAAGCUCUGAGGACAUGGCAGUGGUCCCACCUAGCCAGGAGCAGCUGCCUUAUCUGGGGACAUCGGGUAGUGCUUCCUCAGGGAAGGUAAAAUCCAAAUCAAAAGGCCGGUCCCAGGCAGAUCAAAUCGGAAUAACUGAAGCAGACCUAGUGCAGCUUCAGCAGACCCAGAUGCAGGUGAUCCAGUCUGGCUUUGACAGUGUCAACCACAAUCUUCGGCUGCUGCAGCAAGGCAUGCAGGAUCUGAGUAACAGCCUCAGCAUCAUGGCGCAUACACUUGUUGCUAUCAAAAACGUCUAUGUGAAAAACAACACUGGCCCAGCUACGUACACCACCGCCUCUACACAGACCACAGCCGGGUACCUGAGCCCGGGCUCUCCCCAGGUUUCCCCCACCGAGGACAGAGGCCGGGUGCAGAUGGCUGGGAGCAGCAGCAGGAGCAGCAGCUGUAGUUCCAGCUCCGCAUCCCAGGAACCAGGUCCUUCAGAGUUCCCCAGGCCCCCCCUGAGAACCAUUAAGAAAGAACAUCCAAAUGGCUGCUACUACUUCUGCUUUGCAGACAUGUGAAACUUGAAUAUAUGUACAGUGACUGUGGUGUUAGGUGCUGUUGUUUGUUCUGCUCCAGCCUGUGACUUGAAGGAGCAAAGUGGACUUGCCCCCCACAUUUUUCCCAGUGGGAAACAUUUCUUUAUAGGAGGUGGCAUUAAACACUAAAUACCAGUUCUGUUUGUUAACUCAGUUGCAGUUGGCUAAUGUUUUUCUGCUGUUCUCUUUAUCCUCUUAUUCUCUUAAAAACAAACAGAUUUAUUUUGACUAAGACUCUUGUCUGUAUUAUCUUUUGUUUAAUGUGACCUUUUGGAAAAUAAAAGGCAUGAGAUUUGGGUGAAAAAGUAACAUUAUGGUUACUGACCAGCAGGAGCUGUCUUACACAAGUCGCUUAGUUUUUUUAAUUAAACAAAUGGCAAAAUGA